AUGGCCCGCCCCAGGAAGGCGAAGCCGCCGCCGCCCUCGCCGCCCAAGGCGGCGGCGCCGUCCAUCGCCGAGGCGCUGCUGCUGGCCACGGUCUGCAUGGUGGGCCUGCCCGUGGAGGUGCGGGUCCGCGACGGAUCCGCCUACGCCGGCGUCUUCCACACCGCCUGCGUCGACGCCGGAUACGGUGUUGUGCUAAAGAAAGCAAAGAAGUUUGCAAACGGGAAGGGAGAUGCAAAUCUGUCGCUGGGAUCGUUUGUGGACACUCUUGUUAUUUGCCCAGAUGACCUUGUUCAAGUGAUUGCAAAGGGUCUUUCCCUCCCCCUUAAAGGUGUUUGUAGACCUCUUGAUUCCAACGUGGUGGCUGCCAGUGGAUCCUUGAAGCCUCAAACUUCACCAGCAAAUGACCCGAAAAUGUCAAAAACUGAAAAUAUGUCUCCACUUAUGCAAGCUGAGAAAUGCACCUCAGUGGGUCAGGAGAAAAACACUUCUGUUAAGAAAAAUGGUCAAAAUAGUGGUAGCACUACAAGUUUAAGCUCUUCAACCGGACAUGCGGGGCCAUGUUUCUCCAUGAUUGGGGUUUCUAGGUCUGCAACUAUGGUGCCUAAAGUUGAUGUUGUUACAAGUUCAGCUAUAGCUGCGCCCGUGGUGGCUUCAGAUGUUAAACCCUCUCAGCCAGUCAAUAAUUCAGUUACCAAGAUUGUCACGUCAAGCAAAACCGCUGCUAAGGAAUUUAAACUCAAUCCUUGCGCAAAGGUCUUCUCUCCAUCUUUUGCAAGUUCUAGGCAAGUACUUGCAGCUACGACGGCCCCUGUUGACACAUACUACAUUUCACACUCUGCCCCUGAAGUACCAAUGGGCGUACCUGUAUAUGAGUCAAAAUCUGUGUCAGACGUUUCACCUCUAUCCAACAAGGUUCAUUGUAGUAACCUGUCUCCUGCAAACUAUGCCAUUUCACCUCAAUAUGUUCAGUCAAUCGUGGGCCAUAAUGUAUCCAGGCUAGACCCAACUAGAGUUGGCACACCAUACCAUCCCAUGCAGGUGGGCGCAACCUACACUACCCCUAGUCCUCAGCCUGUAAUGACUGGGAAGUUCAGUCCUGUUGUUUAUGUUCAACCAGUUCCUCAGGAUGCAAUGCAUGGAACACCCCUUGGUUUUCAAGGAUGGCCUCGCCCUGUGCUGUUGAAUUCAUAUCAAGCUAGCAUGCAGAAGUUCCAAGGCAACACCCCGGUGUAUUUGGCCCCUCCAGUCAUGGCAACUGGGAACCUGCCAUUGGUGGUGCCAAGCCCUGCACCACUUGUGCAGCCGUUCCAGGCCAUUCAUCCCAUCAUGGUCCCUGCUGCAAGCAGCAUGGUCCCAGGAACGUACCAAUGA
Miscanthus lutarioriparius is the source of this 1371-nucleotide messenger RNA. The record is from the annotation of a GenBank genome assembly. NCBI's taxonomy places the organism in Eukaryota, Viridiplantae, Streptophyta, Magnoliopsida, Poales, Poaceae.